Molecule: messenger RNA, 7206 nt
Organism: Paramisgurnus dabryanus
Lineage: Eukaryota; Metazoa; Chordata; Actinopteri; Cypriniformes; Cobitidae
Biological process (GO): regulation of transcription by RNA polymerase II
Cellular component (GO): nucleus
Molecular function (GO): DNA-binding transcription factor activity, RNA polymerase II-specific; RNA polymerase II transcription regulatory region sequence-specific DNA binding
Source: RefSeq, a predicted model, not a curated record
GAAAGAGCGCGCGUGUGAUGUGUUUGUGUAUCCUCAGUGUUUUUCUAUCUUGCGUGUUUCAUUGAGUGUAAACAGAGUCUUGUUUCGGUGUAUUUUAUUGUAAAGACGAUGCAGGACACUACAGUGUGUGACAGUAAACCGAGCUUACAGGAGGAUCAAACCUCCACAGAGUCUCUGGAUUCUGUCUGUAACGCUGGAGAACAGCAGCAGAUCCUGCAGACCAAACUGAAGAUGUGUUCAGUUAAACUCAUCGACUGCACGAACCUCAUGAUGAAGAUUAAAACUGAACCGACAGAAAUCAAAACUGAACCCACAGAAAUCAAAACUGAACCCACAGAAAUCAAAACUGAACUCACAGAAAUCAAAACUGAACCCACAGAAGAGGAAGAUCGCACCGAGGAAGAUGAUGAUUUUAUUCCAUCAGAUGUGAAGAGUGAUUCAUGUUUGGAUAUAGAAAUAACGUCCUCAACAUCAAAAGAGCGACUGACAGCACAAACUCUUUCCUGCAUCACCUGUGGAAAGACAUUCAGCUCACAGAGACAUUUAGAGAGACAUGAGAGAAAACACACAGAAGAGAAACUCUUCACCAGAUCUGAGAUCAGCUUUACUACCUUACAAGAGAAGAAACUUCAUUCAGAAGACCACAAAGAGAAGAAGAAGCAGCAGUUUCACUGUGAGCAGUGUGGGAAGAUUUGUGUCUCUUCCUCUAAACUAAAUAUUCACAUGAGGAUACACAGUGGUGAAAAGCCUUUCAACUGCACUGAAUGUGGAAAAUACUUCAGAACCAAAGACAAACUUAAAGUUCAUCAGAGAAUUCACACAGGAGAAAAACCUUACAAGUGUCCUCACUGUGAGAAGAGAUUUCGCUGUAAAUAUAAUCUGAAGACACAUGUGCUUUUACACACCAAUGAGAGACCGUAUCAGUGCAGUGAAUGUGACAAAAGCUUUAGGGAUUCAGGUACAUUAAAAUCACACCAGAAUACUCACAUUAAAGAGAAACUCUAUCAGUGUUCACACUGUGAUAAACGUUACGGUUAUAAAUCUAAGCUGAUAAUCCAUGAGAGAGUUCACACUGGAGAGAAACCUUACGUCUGCGCUCACUGUGGAAAGAGCUUCUCUAGUUCAUCUCAAUUAAUAGUUCAUCAGAGAGUUCAUACUGGAGAGAAACCUUAUCAUUGUAGUGUCUGUGGGAAGAGUUUUAGUCUAAAGGCCUCCUUACUAAAUCACAAGAGAAUUCAUACAGGUGAAAAACCUUUCAAAUGCUCUCAGUGUGACAAGACGUUUACUUGUUUAAGUAACUUAAAAUUCCAUCAGACAGUUCAUACUGGAGAGAAACCUUAUCACUGUAGUGUCUGUGGGAAGAGUUUUAGUGUAAAGGCUUCAUUACUAAAUCACAAGAGAAUUCAUACAGGUGAAAAACCUUUCAAAUGCUCUCAGUGUGACAAGACGUUUGCUUAUUCAGGUUCCUUAAAAUCCCAUCAGAGAGUUCAUACUGGAGAGAAACCUUACGUCUGCUCUCACUGUGGAAAGAGCUUCUCUAGUUCAUCUAAAUUCAGAGUUCAUCAGAGAGUUCAUACUGGAGAGAAACCUUAUCACUGUAGUGUCUGUGGGAAGAGUUUUAGUCAUCACUCAAACUUACUAAGGCACCAGAGACUUCACACAGGUGAAAAACCUUUCAAAUGCUCUCAGUGUGACAAGACGUUUGCUCAGUCAGGUUCCUUAAAAGCCCAUCAGAGAGUUCAUACUGGUGAGAAACCUUAAAGCCGAAGAUAUACUAGGGACAUCUGCAUGACGUCAUUUUUGCAACAGCGCAUGCGUGAGAAAAUAUUGAGACAGGACACCCCACUACAAACAAUUACACAAAGGCAAUAAACAGCAUUUGCACACACACACUAUUGUUUUUUCUUCUUUCCUGGUCUUUGUUUUCUUCUUGUUUCUUCUAAACUUUGUUUGCCAUGGUGGAUCGUCUACUUCUCUUUACCUAUUCUAAAACAAUUUUAAUGCCGCUUUUCCGUUGCAUAGUACCUCACGGUUUAGUUUAGUUUGGGUCGGGUCAGCUUACUUUUGGGAGCUUUUCCACUGGGUGAAGUACGUAGUACCCAAUACUUUUUUUUAGUACCACCUCAGUUGGGGUUCCAAGCGACCACUGUAGAUCACUGAUUGGUCUGAGAGAAUCGUCACUAUCAGCGUCAUUGCUAUAAUGUGUAAGAUUAGCUUUACCUUAGUGCUAGCUUGUGCUGUCUCGUGUGCCAUCUGUGCUCUGCUAUAAGUUGCCAAACUCCAUGUAGCGAUGAAAAACAUCUAAAGGAUAAGAAUCAGGAACACAAUACCAGUAUUUUCCUGACUAGCAGUUUAUGGGGGCACAUUCACGACGCGCACGUAUGCUGAAUCAGAAUCAGAAAGAGCUUUAUUGUCAAGUAUGCUUGCGCAUUCAAGGAAUUUGUUUUAGUGACAUAAGCUUCCAGUACACAGAGACACCAACACACAGACAAAUAAAUAGGUGUAUAAACAAUUGUGCUAUACAUGACAAUGGCAUAGCAUUGAAUAAGGUGCAGGGAUGUACUAGAAUGGAGGGGUAACAAAUAAAUAUUAAUAAAAAAUAAUAUUGCACUUUUUUUGCAUAAGCAUAAGUGGGGAACAUUUAACUGUUCAUGAGGUAGAUUGCCCGGGGGAAGAAACUGUUUUUGUGCCUUGCUGUUCUGGUAUUUGCAGCUCUGAGGCGCUGGCCAGAAGGCAAAAAGUUCAAAAAUGGGGUGACUUGGAUGUGAGGGAUCCAGAGUGAUUUUAUGAGCCCUUUUCUUCACUCUGGAUGUAUACAGUUCUUGAAGGGUGGGCAGGGGAGCACCAAUAAUCCUUUCAGCAGUUCGAACAGUUCUCUGUAGUCUUCUGAUGUCUGAUUUUGUUGCUGAGCCAAACCAGACAGUAAUAGAAGUGCACAGUACAGACUCAAUGACGGCUGAGUAGAACUGUUUCAGCAGCAGUGUUCAGCUCCAGGUUGUUAAGACUGCACCAGACAGCCAGCUGCUCAACCUCUUUUCUGUAAGCAGACUCAUCACCGUCCUGGAUGAGGCAGAUGAUUGUAGUGUCAUCUGCAAACUUCAGGAGCUUGACAAGAGGGGUCUUUAGAGGUGCAGUUGUUGGUGUACAGGGAGAAGAGCAGAGGGGAGAGAACACAUCCCUGAGGGGCGCCAGUGCAGCUGUUUGACAUGAACUUCCCCAGUCUUACUAACUGUUGCCUUUUCUGUCAGAAAGCUGGUGAUCCACUGACAGAUAGAGCUAGGAACAGAGAGCUGGGUCAGUUUGGUCUGGAGGGUUGUUGGGAUGAUGGUGUUGAAAGCCGAACUAAAGUCCACAAACAGGAUCCUCACAUAAGUCCCUGUUUUGUCCAGAUGUUGCAGGAUGAAGUGCAUUCCCAUGUUGAUUACAUCAUCCACGGACCUGUUUGCUCGGUAAGCAAACUGCAGGGUUCCAGUAAGGGUCCAGUGAUGUCCUUCAGAUAAUCCAGAACCAGUUUUUCAAACGACUUCAUGACGACAGACGUUAGGGCCACAGGCCUGUAGUCGGUAAGUCCUGUUAUCUUGAAUUUCUUUGGAAUGGGGAUUAUGGUGGAGCGUUUGAAGCAGGAAGGCACUUCACACAACUCCAGGGAUCUGUUGAAGAUCUGUGAAAAGAUGGGGGCCUUCUUGAAGACCUGGGCACAUCAUCUUCACAGAUUUGAAGAGCAGGAGGUGUGGAGAGAGAGAUUGCAGGAGGUGUUAAUGGUUGUGUAGGGAGAUGGUCAGAAUGGGUGUUGGGGGUUUCAAAUCUACAAUAAAACUCAUUCAGGUCGUUAGCAAGUCUAAGAUUAGCCUCAGUGCAAGGGGAUGGUGUCUUGUAGUUUGUGAUGGCCCUCAGUCCUCUCCACACUGAAGUUGAGUCAUUGGAAGUAAACUGGUUUCCCCGUUGAUUCUGAUUCACGAUCCGCUCUGAACAGCUGAAAACCCCCCAGAUGGAGAGCGCUGUCCGGUAUGGCGUCAUUCAGCCAGGUUUCCGUGAAACUCAGAGCAGCAGAGUGUGAGUGUCUUUAUUUGUCCGAGAGAGCAAAAGGAGUUUGUCUGUUUUGUUGGGUAGAGAAUGAAGAUUUGCCAGAUGGAUGCUAGGCAACUGCGUUCGAAAUCCACGCUUCCUUAGUCUGACGAGCGCUCCCGCUCGCUUCCCCCGUCUGCGCUUCCUAAAGCGUUUGCUCAGCGCCGCCGCUCCUCCGAUAACAACGUUCAGUAAAACGUAUGAAUAAUUUAUAUCCGGUAAAAGAUCUUGUGGUGUGUUCUGCCGAAUGUUCAGCAGUUCAUCCCUGGCGAAACAACUAAUCGUGUUUGUUAAACAAAAAACAGGAAAAACGAACAAAAACAGUACAAACACUGGAGAGCCAAGCACUGAAGCAGCCAUGCACGGCGCCAUCUUCAGACAUCAACUUAUGAGUCUUAGCGUGAGAGCGUGUUAACUGAUGCCACAGGUGAUUGUACAGAAACUGUCAUGUGAGACAGAGGUAGUGUUAAACACGAUGUGCAAACAUCUAUUUUGGUGAUCAAUUUUAGUUUUGUGGCAGACUGAGAAAUAAAUGAAUGUAUGGAAAUGUACAACAACGUGCUCUCACUUGUAUGAUGUCACAGCAGUAGGCAGCGCAAACAUAACAACACCCCUAUAAUCCCCCCCACUCUGAAGUAAUGGCGCUUUUCCAUUGCAUAGUACCCCACGGUUUAGUUUAGUUUGGGUCGGGUCAGCUCAUCUCACUUUGGCGUGGUUAGCUUUUCCAUUGAGUUUAGUAUCACUUCGCAGUGGGAGGGAUUAUAGGCGUGUCGUUAUAUUUACGCUGCCUACUGCUGUGACCUCAUACAUGUGAGAGCAUCCUUAUACAUUCCCAUACAUUUAUUUAUUUCUCAGCUCCACAAAAUUAAAAUUGGCCACCACAAAUAGAUGUUUGCACAUCGCGCUUAUCACUAACGUUACCUCUGUCUCACAUGACAGUUUCUGUUCAAACACCCGACCCGUGGCGUCAGUCGACGGCGCUCCGCUGAGCCUCAUUCAAGUUGCAUUUAACUCUUUCACCGCCAGCGUUUUUAAAAAAAGUUGCCAGCCAGCGCCAGCGUUUUUCAUGAUUUUCACCAAAGUUUAAUGCCUUCCAGAAAAUGUUCUUCUUUAAAUAUAUAAACAUACAAUAUACCAAAUAAAAGAACAGACCCUCUGCUUUCAAACAAAAAAAAAAACGUUUCAUCCUACCUUUAGUGGUUCUUUUGCAAUCAGCUUUUGAAUAUGGGUAGGUUUUUGCAAAAACACCAUAUUUUGAGCAAAAAGCAGAGAUAAUUCCAUUUUUAUGACGGACUUUUCAUAGAGAUCCCAUUCAGAGCGAUCUUUAAAACAGACACGGACAUGCAGCAGCUUGCCAUAGGGCAAUACUUCCGGUUUUAAAAAGUUGCGGAAAGACGGAAAAUCUCGUCAUUGGCGGGGAAGCGUUUUCUCUUAAUUGACGAGAUAUCUCGUCAAUGGCGGGGAAAGAGUUAAGCAUAUAUAAUACGGACGUGCACGUCGCGAAUGUGCCGCCACUAACUGCAAGUCUGGAAAAAAAACUGUUAUGGUGUCCUGGAUUCUCAACCUGUGGAUGUUUUUCAUCGCUAAAAGGGUGUUUGGAAACUUAUAGCAGAACACGGAUGUUUGCUCAAGACAGCGCAAGCUAGCAGUAAGCUAAAGCUAAUAUUUACAUUAUAGCGAUGAUGCUUCUAUCAGACCAAUCAGUGACCUACAGUGUUUUCGCGUCACGUUUGGUAUCAGCUCAGGUUGCUUGUAACCCCAACCGAGGUGGUACGAAAUAAAGUAUCGGGUACUACGUACUGCACCCAAUGGAAAAGCUCCCAAAAGUAAGCUGACCCAAACUAAACCAAACCUUGGGGUACUUUGCAAUGGAAAAGCGCCAUAAUACUAACUCGAUGGAAAAGCUAAGUGAAGUGAGCUGACCCGACCUAACUCGCAAAUCAGUGCGGCUCUGACGGCCUGGUAGAGUAAUAAUUUGAAUGAGAAAUCAUUUGUAUUGUGUACAUGCCGAACACAGGUGUUUUAUUAUAUAAUUUAUUGGCGGUCUCUCUACCAUGCACGAAAGCACAUUGUAUCCUGUGCAUUAGACGUGCCAAUGUCUCGUCACAUUUCAUUAUAUCUAUUUUUGCCAUAGAAACAAAGUCAAUACUUUAUAUUUACGCCUACCCUUGACUAGACGUAAGUUAGAGUCUCAGACGUGCGCUACGGCUAGAUGGUGCAACAGGUGUAAAUUCUACAUCUAACAUAAAGCGCAUUUUAUAUCCAGAGUAGUCUUACGACCGGGUUUACGCCCAGCUGGUGCAACCGGCCCCAGGAGUUUAGUUACCCUUUGAUAGUAAAAUAAGAACAAAUAAUCAAAUGAUUAGCAAUAUCGCAGAUAAAUACAAACACACAAAUGAAAUCAAACUGUGCUGCUCAUGUUUUCAGAUUGAUCUAACAGUUCUGUUAUUUUGAAGGUAAGGUGGCAAGCUGGUAAAGGGUGUAUGUGUCUGGGAGCAAACAUACUGUUCAUAACUAUAUACAAUAGUGUUAGUUCAUGUUGUUUUUCAUAUUUUAUUUACACAUUUAUCAUUUUUAUCUCUUUUAUGAACUGUUUUUAUGUGUCAAACUCGUUUAUUUUAUAUUGUGUGCUGUGUGAUUUUACAUACUGGUUUCAAAGUUUUAAUUUCAUGGGACCACAAUGUCAUUAAUUGUUCAUUUAAGAAAGGAACUGUUCAGAUUAUUCAAUAAAUUCUUUGUUCAUUUUUACAAUGAUUAUGUCUUUUGACUUCUGCUAUAGGUCUAUUUUCUGGACUGAUAUUAAAGUUUACAUAAUUAUUCAGUUUUCUGUCAGUCUUUUUAUUCUUUCUAGGAAAGUUAAAGGACCUGUUAUUGCAUUGAGAGCAUCUUGACCAGAUACACAGUGUGAUAGGGUAGCACCAUAGAAAUGAACUGCAAGAGCUUGUACAGAGGAGUAAAGACUGCAUAGAGGAACACCACUAUAUUUUGAGUAUAUUUUGCAUACUUGACAAGCAUGUCACACUUUCACUGCACAGAUACCAUAUAUUGUAUAACAGGAUUUUUUUUACUUUAUUAUCAGUAUUUUAAUGACAAUCACAGUUGAAUGUAAAGUUGUAAUAAAAAAGGAAGAAUGUCAUUGUA